AUAGGUAAUUGUUUUGGCAUUAAUGGUUAUACAUUUAUUUGGUUUGAUGGGGAUUCUUGGUAUUCGCUUAAGUGCUAUUCCAGCUGUAAUUCUGAUAGUAGCUGUUGGCAUUGGAGUGGAAUUUACAACUCACUUUACCAUGGGAUUUCUAACUAGCGUUGGAAGUAGAAAUAAACGGAUUGCUAUGGCAUUAGGACAUAUGUUUGCACCUGUUGUUCAUGGUGCAAUGUCUACACUUUUGGGAGUUAUUAUGCUUGCUUUUUCAGAAUUUGAUUUCAUAAUAAGGUAUUUCUUUUAUGUGCUGUUAGCAUUAGUUGUUAUUGGGUUAUUCAGUGGUUUGAUGUUCUUACCUGUGAUACUUUCUAUUGCUGGACCUCCAGGAGAGGUUGUACCUCAUGAUAAUUCAGAUCGAAUUCCUACUCCAUCACCAGAACCACCACCACACCAUAGAAUCCAAGGAGGACGCUAUUUCAGCAAACGUUGUUAUCCUGGAAUGAAUUCAGAAAUAUCAUUAACAACAAUUACUGAAGAACCACCUUCAUUUCAAUCAUCCCACGAAAUUGUAGUUGAACCAGAAGUGAUUGUAGAAACUACAACAAUUACAAAUCAAUCUGUAACUCCAAAUUCAUGCUCAAAUUCUUCUAAAAAUAUUGAUGAUGAAAAUGCAAUUAACGAAAAAAGAGAAGCUGAACCACAAGAAUCAAUAUUAAAUCAAAGUAAAUCUACAACAAAUUCAAGUAAUUCAAAGAAUACAGCAGUAACAACAACGCGAGUUACAGCAACUGCUAAAGUUAAAGUAGAAGUGCAUACUCCUCUUCCAGGUUCAACAGAAAGACAACUCACUUUGAAACAUACAAGAUGGAGAGAUGAAAAUACUACUUCUAAAAGUGAUGAAACUUCAAUUUAAAUUUAAAAUUCUAAGUCAAAAAUUGUCAAUACCAGGGUAUAUUGUAUUGAAGUUUUACAUUAACUUAUGCUGCACAGAAUGUAAAUUUUGUAAAAUAUUGUACAAAUAUAUAACAAAAAGUAAUAUGAAAUACAUCUUUAUUAAUUGGAUAUAUUCUGCUUAAUUGAAAACUAAGUCAACUAACAUCACAAGAAGUAUACAACACAAAAUGAACUGGAAGUCAUGCCUGAUGCUAGUCUUUGCUUCUUUUUCAAAAUAAACAGGAACCAUCCAACAAAAUUUUUGCUCAAAAGAAAGUGAACAAUUAAAUUAAUUUUUGCUCAAAAAUUUUUCAACUUUUAUUUCUGAAAGCUCAGGAGUUGGAAUAUGUUCAAAAUUACACUUUUUGAUAAUAUAUUAUAGAUAAAAUGUGACCAGGUGGACAGUUAAUUUUCUUAACUAGUACAAAAAUUGUUUUGAUCAACUUUUUUUUUUUACCUUUCCAGUAUGUAAUGUAAAUGAGUUGUUUACUUAAUAGAUAAAUAUUUAUUUAUUUUUGUAAGAUAUUUGUUGGAAA
Centruroides sculpturatus (bark scorpion) is the source of this 1463-nucleotide messenger RNA. Its product is annotated as protein patched homolog 1-like. Gene Ontology annotation, cellular component: plasma membrane. NCBI's taxonomy places the organism in Eukaryota, Metazoa, Arthropoda, Arachnida, Scorpiones, Buthidae. The transcript is spliced from 7 exons. The record is from RefSeq and is a predicted model, not a curated record. Gene Ontology annotation, molecular function: smoothened binding; hedgehog receptor activity; hedgehog family protein binding. Gene Ontology annotation, biological process: smoothened signaling pathway. The coding region runs from base 23 to 907 and encodes 294 amino acids.